UGCCUUACGCGGCGUGUUCGCGGCCGCACGUGUCUUAUGUUGUGAUAGUGCAGUGAGUGAGUGCAGCCAUGGGUUGCGCCCGGGGGCUCUGCACCGCUGAGAAGAUCUUCAUAUUCAUAAACAUCGCAUUCGCAAUGUACGCUGGGGCGCUGCUGGCGACUGCUGCGAGGCUGGCGUGGGAUCCCAGCACAUACACGUGGUUUAGAUUCCUGUGCGCGGCUCAGUACCGGGUGUCCGCCGCGUACGUCCUGUUGGCAGGGCUUUGGCUCAUCGCACUGGUUUACAUCGCGGCUGCCGCGCGACGUGCCGCCUGCCUCCAUAUUUACGCGGGCGGUGUGGCGUGCCUCGCAGUGAGUGAGGUUGCGUACGGCGCUUGGAUGGCGGCAUCCCUUGCUGCGUGGUGGCGCAGCGCCCCACAAGCAGAGCUGGCGCGCCGCGCAAUGGACCUCGUGCACGAUCUUAAGCCUGCAUUGCUCGCUGUCGAACGGUACAGGGACAUCGCCAGACCAAUUUACGACAUUAUUGAGGAAGUGGAAAGAGAAGCGCCCAACAAUGUUGUCGUCAUCGUGAUAUUUGGUGUCGUCGGAAUGGUUUUGCAGAUAGCAGCAUUCGUGAUGGCGCGACGGCUGGCCACAAGACGCAGAAGUGGGGCGGAGGCGGCAGUGGGCGGGCACAGUGCGGCAAGCUGCAGCAGCGUGGAGAUGGAGAAGCGGCCGUGCGGUCCUGGUGCUAAUGAAGAUGACAGUGACGUAGAGCCUGCGCCCGCGCUGCACCCGCUGCCGCCCGGCUGCCGCAAGAAUGCCAACCUACGCAUGUACACUAUACUCGACAAGAUUUUCUAGCAGGACGAGAUGGAACCAGGUGUGACGGCGGGCACCAGCAGGGGGCGUGUGCAUCGCAGGGGGCGGAGACGUGGUGGGCGCGCGGACCCGGCGGCGGGCAUGACUCGCGACGCGCGCUGGGAUGCUGUGCACGCGCAGUUCCGCGCGUCACGCACCCCCCGCACACCCACUGCACCCACCGCACCCACUGCGCCCACCGCGCCCCCCGCGCCGCACGCUGCGCUCCUCAUACUCCGGACUGAACUUUAGCGUAAUCUUGCUCAAUAUUAUACAAGUGAUACUCAAAACUAAACAUCUCAAAAUGGACUUUAAUCUUCUACAUUUAAAGUCUAUUUUCCUAUAAUCAAUGAGCAACAUCCAAAAUGUUCUAUUUGGUUUUUUCUCUAAUUUAUAAAAGAGUAGCACUUCUAUAGUAUUGUGAAUAAAACGUUAUAAUAUUAAUAUCGUAUGAAAAAAAGCUUAGUAAUUGAGUACUGGUUGUAUUAAAGGGUGAUUCAAAAGACUUAGACGAACACUGCCACAAGCCCAAAGGAGUUCGGGUCUCGCGUCUUCCUAUCAAAAUGUUGUUGACCCCUCUGACUUAUGUUUUUUAUAACAUCAAAUGUACCAUAUUUACGAACAAAUCUUAAUCGAAACUUUUAACGAAUUAUUAGAAUUUCUCUGUCCGAUAAUCGAUUUUUAAAUUCAUCGAUUAUCGAUGUUUCAGCGAAAUUCUAUUAACUUUAGUUUUUAGAAUAUAAGACAAACCAUAUCAAAUAUAAAUAUCUACUUUUAGUUAUGUUAGUUUGCUUAAUGCGAACUAUUUACUACAUUAUUCCUAGUACAUUAGUUUUAUAUUUUUAUAUUAGUAAUGAAGUUAUAGAAAGUUUAGUAGGUUUGUUGAUGCGCACUAGGGAUGGUCGAUGGAAAAAUAUAAAUUAAUAUCGAUGUUGAUUUAUAACAAUUAUCGAUAGAAAGAAUCGAUAUUUUAAACUUCACUUUAACAGUAUUUUUUGUUAAUAAUUCUUUUGUUUGGUUUCAUAAAAAAAUGUUGGCUGUAAUAUAGACACAAUCAUGAUUGGUGAUAAUUUAGCAAAAAAAAAGUGUUCAUAAAAUCGAUUUAAAUCGAUAUCGAAUAUCGAUACAAUAACAUCGACAGCCAUCGAACAUCCCUACGGAUUGCAUCUGAUUGUUUAUGGUAAAAGUUGUUUACUGCAUGUAUAAUCUUUUUUCUUUAUCUUAAAAGAAUAAAUAACAGUUCUUAAAUAUAUUAAAAUACGGCACAGCCUUUUCGAAUACAGUUUAAUAGUAAGAUUUUUCAAUAUUAACAAUCUGCUCGCUAGAUGGCGUUGUUUCUAAAGCGCCAUCUUUAUAGGCAUAGCGGAAACGACGCCUACAAAAUUGUUAAAAUUUUAUACAAAUAUAAUAUACUAACUUUAGAUGAAAUAAAAUAUUCAUAAUAAAUUUUAAUAAAAUCUAGUUAGAAAAUGUUCACUAAAUUUUAAUCUGACUAAAACGUAUGUAAUUAAUUAUUAUAUAAACAAACUUUUUAUACUUUAUAAGAUUUAGUUAUAAAUCAUGUUUAUUUUAUAUAGCUUUCAAGAUGCCGUGAGUUUAAAAGUUCUAUUUAAAGCAGAUAAAAAAAUUUAAAGAUUAUUUUGCCGUCCACGCUAUUGAUUUUUCAUAUAAAUAGCCUUUAUCUUUGCAAAAUAUUUACUUUUCCAAUAACAUAAAAAUAUAUGGACCAAGCUUAUUUUUGGGGUAUACAAAAUUAGUAAAAAUAUUCACGUUUUUACGUAAAAUUGAAUUCAUAUUUUUCACUAACUCGCAAGUCUUGCCAUAACAAAUAAAUAAUGAACAAAUUUAAAUAUUACCUCGAAAAUUAGGAUGGUAACAUUUCCAUGAAAUGUUACUUUACUGAAAUAUUGUACAAUAUUUACACAUUCCAGAGAAUUAGCCUUAACAAAUACACAUUAUUUUAGUUUUAAAAGUAUUAACGGAGCCAACAAAUUCAUUAAUUCCAUUAUUCUGUGAUUUGCUUAGUAACAAAGAGAAUUAUUAGAAUACGUAAUAUAGAUAAUACAUUGAGUGUUGCCAGCCACGAUACCGUGACCUCUCAUAUUUCUGGUGCCAAAUAGCUUUAAGGAUAUAACGAGUUUUGUUGCCAUAAUUAAGGUUGUAUCUUGCAAUUAGGGACGCUUCAACACUGUCCACUAACUUAUUUUUUUUUAUAUUUUACAUUUUUAUUCUUAGUAAAACUUAAAAAAAACUGCAAAUUUCAAUAUUCAAUAACAAUAAAUAAAAUAAUCGUAUAUCGAAUAUCGAUAUAAUCGAAAAACACAGAUUAAUUUGUUCACAUCACUAGUUAUGUCACUAUGACAGCUGUCAAACGUCAAAUGUUUUUUUUUAAAUGUAUUGCAGCGUCUCUGAGAGCAGACGUUAAUAUUUAGACAAUAAGGUGCGUUCGGGAUGACCCGAGUAGACAAUAAGAGGUAAGCGAGGCGCACAUGCGUUGACACGUCACGUGUCACUAAGCAGUUAAGACUUUUGAAGCAAUAAAAUAAUAUUUUUA
Molecule: messenger RNA, 3393 nt
Organism: Papilio xuthus (Asian swallowtail)
Lineage: Eukaryota; Metazoa; Arthropoda; Insecta; Lepidoptera; Papilionidae
Exons: 6
Coding region: 69-842 (257 amino acids)
Source: RefSeq, a predicted model, not a curated record